Nymphalis io (European peacock) is the source of this 5221-nucleotide messenger RNA. RefSeq lists its product as uncharacterized. The coding region runs from base 201 to 3668 and encodes 1155 amino acids. The transcript is spliced from 22 exons. The record is from RefSeq and is a predicted model, not a curated record. NCBI's taxonomy places the organism in Eukaryota, Metazoa, Arthropoda, Insecta, Lepidoptera, Nymphalidae.
GACGCGUGCGCACGCUUAACGAGCGCGAGUGUUGUGAUCACGUUGUAGUGUUGUGAAUCGUGUUGCAUAUCCAGGAUAUAUUCAGGAGCAUAAUUCUGGCGAAACGUGAUUGGAAUUUUUGUAAUAUUAUUUUUUACAAAUAUCAGUUACGAGGCCUCUUCAACUAUUUAUCUAAGAUGAAACCGUAGAAGAAGCGUAGUAUGGGCCAGGCAGGCAGCCAGCCGGGCGCGGAUCAGCGCGUCCGACGAGCCCACACCCUGCCUCAUGAGCCACUGCGACACGCACCGAAGGUAUUACCGGUACUAACGGAGUCACCACGAUUGCGGAGCACGGACAAUGGAGCCAUUUUGCAUUCAGGUGGUACCAUCAGUGGACGUAGACCUGGAUCACUAUUGCAAGAGAGCUCCAGAUUACCACACGGCCAUGUGCAUUCGAAUGUGUACAGAUCAAGGUCUGCUGGAGGGACCGGCGAGAAUGACAUAAGAUCAAGAGAAAGAGAUCCUCUACAUCGAUCUCACACGAAUCUCGACCUUAGGCAAAAUGAAUCGAAUAAUUUGAAUAAAAGAUUCGGAUCUGAGCCAGAUCUUAGAAUAGAAGAAGAACAACAGAAACCUAGGUGUAAUAAUAAUAAAAACUUUCGUAAAAAAUAUCGAGCGCCCCCUCCACCGAGCAACGAUUAUCGAGAAGGUUCUUCGCCAGAUUCCAGCGCAGGGAACGCGAAAAUCGAACCACAGAGAAAACUUAGAUUAUUCAGAACUAGAAACGAGACCAAAAAACUUAAUGGCCACAUUGACUCAAAGAUCCCAAUAUAUAAGAAUACGUAUACUGACUUCAAAUCUUUAGACUUUAACGACCACUUUGAAAGAAGGUAUAAAUCACCUUUUAAAGAUAAAGAGCAGGGUUUCAGUUAUACGGAUAACAACGACAUGGUCCAAAGCACAACUUCACUGAAAAAAGAAGAACGAUUACUUCAAACGAAACAAGAUUAUAGAAAAACAAGGACGGAUAGAAUAAGCGGAUGUAGAGCCAAAACUUCAAAGACGAAUGAACAAAGUGAGGCGUGGAAAACGCCCCUUUUAAACAGAAACUUCAGAAAUUCUGAAAGAUUUAAAAAGGAUUGUAAUGAACAACCUUUGUUAAGAAGAGAGAAGACUUUCGAUGAAACACUUACUAUUAGUGAAAGAGAAAAUGAAUCACCUAGAGCUUUACACGAAAAGAAAAUUAAAGCUAUAGGCGAAGAAUUAAGUAACAAAAUAAGCCCGUUGGGCCAAAGAAACCAGCCUUUAAGGAAAUCUCUUCCUUCAUUACUAAGUAAAGGUAACGAAGAAAAAGACGAGUUUCAAGAAGAACUAAAGAAGGCGACCAGUAGGAUAAGAAAAGAGUUAGGAAAUAAAUUAACUGUAAGCGAAAAUAAAACUAGUCAACAUGAUAAAACGAGUACGCAGAAACCAAACCCAACGAAAUCGGUAACACAGAGCAAAGUCAAAGAAUCUAGUCUUAAAUCAUCAACUAAUAAACAAGAUUCUAAACCCGCCAUUAAUAAUAUCAAUAGAAGGCCAUUGAGUCGAAUAAACGAAGCUAAACCUAAAGCGACCCCACAAAACAAAGUUAACAAGAUCAAUGAAGUCAGUCAAUAUAAAUUUGAAAGUAAAGAAAAUAUGAGCGCAAUGCCAGAUAGAGGGCAAGCGUCAGGAAAGGAAUCAACUCCUGAACAUUCGCCUACGAGAAAGAGAGAGAACACAAAAAUUGUCGUUCAGGAAAAACAAAGACCAACACCAUCUAAGCAGUUUUAUUUUGGCAUGAUUGAGAGUAAAAAAAUUGAGCCACAAGAUCACUUAAAAGACUUCCCUGGUCUUGGGAGCCCUAUAAUUGAAGAAUUAAGUAAUUUCCAUCUAAUAGAAAAGAAGCUUUUAGGAUACCACGAAGAAGACGAGAUGGAGAAAUUCAACGAAAAACUCAAAGAAGAUUGUAAAAGAAAUUUAUCGUCAGAAUCAGCUCUAUCAUCCGACGGAUCAGAAGGAGAAGGAUCAGAUGGAUCUCUGGGCAUCGCAUUAAGAUUACGACCAACCUUGCCUAAAAAACUACCAAACACAUCGCGUUUCUCUCCAGCAGCUGCUUGGAGACAGCUCGCUAGUCUGGAUGCACAUCUUGCCGAAAGCCAACCAUUAGCCGUAGAAACGAAAAUGACAGCCGAUGUAUCGGCAGAGUCAUCUCCUAGAUCGGAGCAAUCAGCUGACAAAUCUGGUGACUCAGGAAUAUCUGGAGACCACGGUCAUAGCGAUCAUAGAAUAGACUCGCCUAGACAUGCAGCUGAUCAAGUAGCAACUUGGACGCCUCAGCAAGACCUUGGUGACAGCAGCUCAGACGGCGCGGGACAGGAGACGGCCGCCGUCACGUACAGCCCCGCGCAGACGUUCAGCCUCAGCUUGCCGCGAGACCAGGACAAAGGCAAGCAGUUGCAGCAGGGCUUCAACAGUCUUCAGAAACUUCGGAAAUCCGUGUCUGGUGCACUAGGAGCCGCGUUAGGUUCUAGAAGAUUCGAUCUGGAACACGAGCCUAUGCUGGAAGAACCAGAACAAAAUUGGUUCCUAACAAAAUCCGCCCCAAAUUCUUUAAGCAACCCGUUGCUAUAUCACCAACCGCUAAGAACUAAAGUUUCGGAAGAUAAUGGGAAAGAAGAACCUGCUUUGCCAUCUGAAAAGGGUCAAGAAGAAGGAAUCAGAUGGCGAAACAGUUCUUACAUGAACUGGGGAGGGCAUGUCAUGUAUCUGCCACCGGCGCCGGGGCACGACCAGCCGAUGUCACUACCGAGCACGGAGAGGCCUAUCAGGAGCAAGUCGAGCGGCUGCCUGGAGGCGUCGGCGCGAGCGGCGCGCGCGGCGCUGGCGGGCGAGAUGCGCGAGCGGGAGCGCUCCGCCUCGCCCGACGUCGCGCGCGCCGUGCCCGCCAGAGUGGAGCCGGCGGUCUCGCGUAACGCAAACGCUGGUCGAGGCAAACGGUUCACAUUCCAGUCAACUGUCAGACAGCUGGAGAGGCGACGUCUGGCUGAGAAGUUGUCUCGCGAGGCGGACCUUAAGGAGCAACAGAGGCGAACAGAGCUGGAGGCCAUGAGGAGAGUUGAAGAAGAGUUCCAGCGAAAGAGAGCGAGGGAAAAGGCGAAUAUUCGGCAACAGCUGCGAUUGGUCAGUAGUGGAGCGAACAGCCUGCCAGUUGCCACCCAUCAAAAUAAGACAAGAGAUGAGCCCGAUGGGUCGUGUCGCGAAUCACCAGCUCCCGAGCGAGCGCGCGACGGGAAACAGAGACACAGUAACGCGUCCUCCGAGGGAAGCGGGAGGAGCAAAAGUUCUACACCGAUCCGCUGCGUGGAGUUGUCGGAGUGGCGCACAGAGAACGGCACGCGCGUGUACCGCGACUGGGCCGUGCAGGCCGCGCUCGCGCACGCGCACCCGCCCGCCUGCGCGCGCAUGCCCUCCGCGCACCACUACACCGGCGGCGAGGGCGAGGCGUUCAGCGGCAGCCCGCGCUCCGACAACUACCGGCUGGAGUUCGCCCGCGGGCGCUCGCCGCGCACGCCGCGCGCGCCGCGCCUGCUGGCCGCGCGCUCGCCCGCCUCGUCCUCGUCCGGCUCCGACCUGUCGCUGCGACAGCCCAUCAAGAUCAGGUGGUGAUACCAGUAGCAUGUAUUAAUUAGCCUUGCGCCAUGAAAACGAGAACCCACUAAAGAAGAAGAUGCAGAGGAACCCGCCAUUGUACCCACACUCCGGCCAUCGGGCCCGGCGCGCUCCGCUGUCGCCAUUCGUUAACCAACAGCCGAUCAGAGCGGAUGUGUCUUUCAUAUGAACAAAAAAGAUCAAUAUGUUCAAUACAAAAUUUUGACCAUUUCACUUUGAACCUCUAAAAUCACAAUGAAAAUAGUGAUUUUUUAAACGAUGUCACCAUUUAGUUUAUCACUCGAAUAUAAUGUAAAUGUAUCGUAAAUAUUAGACUUCUAGGUUAUGAUCGUCAAUGCAAUAACCGUCUUCCGUUUAUAAGCGAAAUAUUGAAGCUUUAAUCUAGACUUAACUGUAUUCUUACUAACUUCUAGAAAUAAGGAAGGUGCUAAGUAAAUUUAAAUUAUUCACUAGUUACUGUAUAUUUUCCGUCAUGUUAUGCAAUAUAUAAAUAUAUUUUUAAUGAGAUAUUCAUUUACAUAAUAUUUUCUAAAUUAAUGUUGCCCAAUAAAGAGGAUACAAGUCAUCGUGAACAAAGAACCUGGGCGCAGUAUUAAGUGGGUUAACGGCACCGAGCUACGCCUAAUGAUCGGUCACAUCGAUUUCCACUUUUGUAUGUGAACACACCUUUGCAAUUGAUAGGAAAGUAACUUGUCAAACAUAAAUAAAUAAUGAAAUACAGAGCAUUCAGUUUCGAACUAUAUUUAAUGUAAUAUAGCAUUAGACAUGUCAGAAUUAUAUGACACCGUUUGUCGUAAUCGUAAAAUUAUUCGAAAGAAUUAUGUUGGUUUCUUAAUUUUAGAGAAAUCAUAAAAAACAAUCAAUUCGCAUAACAUAUGAUAGAGUUACAUAAAUAUAGGUUGCAAUAUUUUUAGCAACAAUUCUUUAGUGCAAUAUUUGUACAAUAAGAGCAUUGUUUUGUCUAUACCAUAUUUACAACUUUUAAACCGUUUUAUACUGGCCAUAUCAUUCCGCUCAUUGUGCUGCCUGUUAAAAAAUAUAUAUUAAAAAUAAAAUAUCGUAUUGUAUAAUGCUCAAUUUAAAUUUAAUUAUUUCUUUAAUGAUUUUUAUAUAAAUAAAUAAUACAAAAUUAAUAUAUUAUUUACAUAUGAUUUUAACAAAUGACGAGCAUAAGCAUUAGAUAGACUAGACAAAAUAAAAACUGAGAACAAUAAUUAAAAUAUAUUAGCAUUUUUUUAUUAUUAUAAUAAUAUAUUUGACGUAUGAUUAAUGCCAGUAAAACGAUUCAAUGAAUAAAAAUUAUAUUACCCUGUUUUAUUUGUGACAGUUCAAGUACAGAUAACAUAAACAGCCUCAUCUAAUGUGGGUGCUCGUAGAAACUUAUAAUAUAAUAUUGAAUAAGUAUUAUUUUAAUAUAUUAAUCAUUAGGUACUAAAAUUAAUGGAACGCUAUAUUCAUUAAUCUUAAGUUUUGUAAAUAAACACGAAUGGUGCAUGUAAAUUUGUGAAGAUGUUGAUUAUUAAAUUGUAAUAAACAUUGGUAUUUUAAAA